UAGUACUGUGGUCGCAGAGAGUGGAGCAUUCGUGUUCAAACGUAAUGGAAAUAUUACGAAAUACAUUUGACGUUGUCAGAAUCAUCUUGAGUUCACAUGAAAACGAGUUUACGGAGACGUUUUCCAUGAGAGCCAAUUAUGUUUCAAUAGCGAAUGCAAUAAUAAGGUAUGCCACAGUGGACGAGUGACAUAGAUUCGUUCUUGGGUGUGAUCUUGGAUUGCAUCACUGAAAACUGAACAAAACAAAACUCAAGGAGGACGUCACUAUGGAGUACAAGAAUGACAAUGGUGGAAUUGAACUCUAUCUGGCUCACAUGAACAUUGAGGACAUAAUCAGUGCUGUGGAAAUUUUAUAUCCCUGCGAGUCGUCAUCGGGAGCGUCCUUUGAGGACAGCCUCUUCCAGGAGGACAUGGACGAAAACGAAGAGACGGCUGACUCUUUGUCACUUGAGCAGACCCCUGUGCUGGGCAGUGUGAGGUAUGGGGCUGUCUCGGACAUGCUGUCCUUCAUCAACCUCAUCUCAAAUACGCCACCAGCCUCACUGAAGCACCUGACUGAGGAGAUAGGUGUCCUGCUAAAUAAGACCGACAUGGUGGUCAAAGGGGGGCGUUACCGCAUCGACUCAGACGUAUUCCUGUUUCCUUGGAAACUGACCUACAGGAACCCAGGCUCUGGACACGUCCCCAAAGGGUCUUUUGGGAAAGUCCACCUUGCCCAAGACACAGAAACCAGAAAACGAAUGGCAUGCAAGCUGAUACCCUUGGAGCAUUUCAGGCCAGCUGACGUCGAGUUCCAGGCACGCUUUCGUCACGAGAACAUCGCCGAGCUCUACGGCGCCCUCCUGUGGGACCAAACCAUCCACCUGUUCAUGGAAGCUGGGGAGGGAGGCUCGGUGAUGGAGAAGUUGGAGAGCUGUGGGCCAAUGAGGGAGUUUGAGAUCAUUUGGGUCACCAAGCAGAUCCUCAGGGCUCUGGAAUACCUGCACUCCCACAACAUCAUUCACCAUGACAUCAAACCUAGCAACAUUGUCCUGAUGUCCGCCAAAGCGGUCCUGGUGGACUUUGGCCUCACCGUGCAGAUGACGGAGGACGUGUACACCCCGAGGGACCUGCGUGGGACAGAGAUGUACAUGAGUCCGGAAGUGGUUCUGUGCAGAGGCCACAACACCAAGGCGGACAUCUACAGCCUGGGCACCACCAUCAUCCACAUGCAGACCGGCAGCCCGCCGUGGGUUCGCAGGUACCCUCGGUCUGCCUACCCCUCCUAUCUGUACAUAAUCCACAAGCAGGCCCCGCCCCUCGAGGACAUAGCGGAGGACUGCAGCCCGGCCAUGCGCAGCUUCCUGGAGCGAGCGCUGGAGAAGAACCCCCGGGUGCGCAGCUCCGCGGCUGAGCUCCUGCGGGACGAGGCCAUCAACCCCCCCCGAGAGGACCAGCCCCGCUGCUGGAGCCUGGACUCCGCCCUGGGGGAGGCGUCGCACCCCCUGCUGCGUCAGCACAGCCAGCUGCCCGACACCACCCAGGAGUCUUCCCUGUACAGCGAGGAGGACUCGGCGCACCUGAGGCGAAGGGGGUCCCUGUACGUUGACCUGGGCGCUCUGGCGGGCUACUACAACAUCGUGCGAGGGCCCCCGUCCUCGGAGUACGGCUAACAGCCUCCCCUCGCGAACUCCUGCGGCGCUCGGGCGGGACGGACAGAGAAAGCAGGGGGGCCGAGGCUGAGCCCGGGGCCUGCCGAUGGAGCCUGCUCCCGCGGGGAGACGGCUCUCGGGCCCCAGAACCGCGGGACCUUUGCGCGCGUCACCAGCGGAAGCUUGCCGCGCCGGCGGGGUCGACACGCCCCUCUCAGUGUGAACUAUACUCCGGUUCAGAAAGUGUGUAAGCGUACGGAGUCAUCUCUUGCUGUUCCGUAAGGCGUUGAGCAUGUGUGGUUCUGAAGCAACGAUUAGCAUUAUUCUCAUAUGAAUACGUUUAUUCCUGUGGAAACAUAUGAUUUUGUAUAAUUGCUGUGCAAAUAACCCCUAUGUCUGUAAUCAAGUACAGGCAGUCCCCGGAUUACGAACAAGAUCCAUUCCUAAGUCUGUCUUUAAGUCGAAUUUGUAGGCGGGACAGGUACACACGGUUCUUAUUUAGCGUCAGUUAGUCAAAUGUUUGUCUUAGUAUGUAGUAUAUAUGUUACUAUAUAUACUGUAUAUAUGCCGCGCAAUGUUUUCAUGAGCGUCACAAAGUAGUGUGUGCGUUCGUUAUUACGAACCAUUGUAUUUAACUCAAAUUUUUAAUAUAAUAGGCUUUAUGGCAGUCCGUUCGUAAGCGCGAUUUAACCCCAGGCCUACCUGUAUCUAAAUCUUUCUAGUUUAAUACACUUGCUGAUUUAUGUUUUCUCUUUAUAGUGUACAUCCAAUGAGAUGAAAUAUGUAUAUACAGCUGUGGUACAUACAGCAAUGCCUGUUUAGCAUUCCUUAAUGAAUAUUUGUGUAAAUAUGCGUUCCACAGAGAACCCAAUGAACUUUGAAGUUUGCUAUCUGGGAUGUUUCAUGACCUUUAUAAAUGUAUGUUGAGGAAAGUAAUGAUUUGAGAACUUUGCUUCAGUGCAAAUUCUGUGAAGGGAUAAAUACUAUAAGAUAAGCUUGUGUGCCACUUGUCCCUUCUCUCCAGUUUGGGCAGAGUCAAUGGACAAUGCACAUACUAACAAUUACAUUGUAUAGUUAAGGAAAAGCAAAAUGUUUCUUGUCUUUUUAUAUUACAGCAUGGCACAUUUCAUGUUGGUUUUGAGGUGUGGUAAUUAUGAAUCAUUGGUGCAUUGAACACCAAGCUUGUAAAAGUGCUGGAUGCACUCUAGAUGGUGGGCUAAAUGACAUACAGUACCUAGAUGGGCUGAAUUGUCCAGUCUCCUUCAAAGCUGUGCUUGUAAAAUACUGCCUCAGUCUGAGCCAACUCAACCCAUAUACAAAUCCCCUCCCCUGUAAUGCCAUCGGUUCAGUUCCCAGCUGUGGGAAUUUUCUGUUCCGUGGUCCCAUCUCUAUCUGUAACCCUCUCUGAUUUCCCUUGUCUGAAUAAAGUAAAAAUGAUGGCA
Messenger RNA from Anguilla rostrata (American eel), 3073 nucleotides. RefSeq names its product mitogen-activated protein kinase kinase kinase 8 (gene map3k8). Gene Ontology annotation, biological process: protein phosphorylation. Bases 267 to 1652 code for a protein of 461 amino acids. NCBI's taxonomy places the organism in Eukaryota, Metazoa, Chordata, Actinopteri, Anguilliformes, Anguillidae. Gene Ontology annotation, molecular function: ATP binding; protein kinase activity. The record is from RefSeq and is a predicted model, not a curated record. The transcript is spliced from 9 exons.